GCAGCUACCUCUUCCAAACCCUCCUGCCCGCCCACUGAACUAUAUAUGAUCCCUCAAUACCAGCCUUUGCUCUGUGGAAUCUUCUGCUGUUACACUGCAAACACUGCUUAUUCCAAGUCAUAAGCAGCUGAGAAGAUCUGACCAGAAGGCACUCAACAUGGCAGCAAAAUGUGGAGCAUGUGGUCCUGGGUACAAGACUCCUUUAGAUGCCAUGAAAGGUCCCAGAGAGGAGAUUGUGUACCUGCCCUGUAUCUACAGAAACACUGGGAUAGAGAAGCCUGACUAUCUGGCAACAGUGGAUGUUGACCCCAAAUCUCCACACUACUGCCAGGUGAUCCACCGCCUGCCCAUGCCCAACCUCCGAGACGAGCUCCAUCACUCUGGGUGGAACACCUGCAGCAGCAGCUUUGGGGACGUCACAAAGAAACGGAACCGGCUGCUUCUUCCCAGUCUGAUUUCUUCCCGCAUUUAUGUGGUGGAUGUGGGCACAGACAUGCGGGCUCCCAGGAUUCAUAAGAUGAUUGAGCCAGUGGAUGUAUUCUGGAAGUGCGACUUAGCCAAUCCCCACACAACUCACUGCUUGGGCAAUGGUGAGAUCAUGAUCAGCAGCAUGGGAGACCCAUCUGGCAAUGGCAAAGGUAUUUAUCCCCCUUAGUUAUUCAAGCAAAGGAAUCCUUGCUACAAAACUGGC
Terrapene triunguis (Three-toed box turtle) is the source of this 691-nucleotide messenger RNA. Its product is annotated as methanethiol oxidase-like. Bases 158 to 655 code for a protein of 165 amino acids. NCBI's taxonomy places the organism in Eukaryota, Metazoa, Chordata, Testudines, Emydidae. The transcript has 5 exons. Gene Ontology annotation, molecular function: selenium binding. The record is from RefSeq and is a predicted model, not a curated record.